Didymella exigua CBS 183.55 is the source of this 750-nucleotide messenger RNA. RefSeq names its product carbohydrate esterase family 12 protein. The transcript is spliced from 3 exons. The record is from RefSeq and is a predicted model, not a curated record. Gene Ontology annotation, molecular function: hydrolase activity. The coding region runs from base 1 to 750 and encodes 249 amino acids. Lineage: Eukaryota; Fungi; Ascomycota; Dothideomycetes; Pleosporales; Didymellaceae.
AUGAAGCUCCUCGCAGUUCUUUCUACCGCGAUUGCUGCCGUCUCGGCUGUGCCCACAGCCGCAGCAGCGCCCAAAGUCCUGAUCUGCUCCGACAGCACGACAGCAAACUACGCCGAGGGCUCGGUUCUGCAAGGCUGGGGCUACUACCUCCACAACUACCUGACAAUCCCCGUGGUCAACCUCGCCGUCAAUGGCCGCUCAACGCGCUCCUUCAUCAACGAGGGCAAAUGGACCGCGCUGCUCGCCCAGACCAACCCGGGUGACUUCGUCCUCGUCGAGAUGGGGCACAACGACGACGUCGACCCCACCACCGACACGCGGGACCGCGGCGUGCUGCCCGGCGCAGGCAACGAGACAAUCGUCGUGACCACCGCCACUGGCGCGAAUGAAACCGUGCACACCUUUGGCUGGUACCUGCGGUCCAUGAUCGCCGACGUCCGGGCUCAGCACGCAGUGCCGGUGCUCUCCGGCAUGGUGCCGCGCAACUACUGGACCGGUGACACGCUGCAGGCGCGCUGGCCGUUCGCCGAUACCGCGCAGCUGGUUGCCCGCACCGCCCGCGUGCAGUACGUCGACCACACCAAGUACGGCGUUAAUGCGCUCCAGGCACUGGGGCCCGUGCAGGCGAAGACGUUGUUCCCGAAUGAUAACACGCACACGAAUCCGGCGGGGGCGGUGCUCAAUGCCGAGGCGUUUGUGACCGGUGUCAACCUGGUCACCCAAAGACCACUGAAGAGAUUUCUGGAAUGA